Molecule: messenger RNA, 927 nt
Organism: Aedes albopictus (Asian tiger mosquito)
Lineage: Eukaryota; Metazoa; Arthropoda; Insecta; Diptera; Culicidae
Exons: 2
Coding region: 250-927 (225 amino acids)
Source: RefSeq, a predicted model, not a curated record
GUUCCUGCUCGAAGCGCGAGUUUGAUGCUAACGGUUUCUCCGACAAUUUGUCUCGCGGGAAACAGAUGCAAUGCACGCUUUAGAACAACUCACGGAGAUUACAUUUCGGUGGUAAUCGUCUUAGAACAACAGAUGCCAAUAUGAUCUUCUCCGGGGAAAUUUACUUUGAUGUCUAUAUAAAUGUAAUUGAUGAGUGAUGGCUCAAUUUAGUCUGUUUAGAUCUUUCAAUCAAAGAAGUAAUACUUUCCAAUGAGUUUCUCGAUUGUACCUUUCCUAAUGUGUUCAGUAUUGGCAGAAUACAUCCCAACGGAAUUGAAGGUGGACAAAAACCUAGUGCUUUCUUCAGUUUACGAUGCAAUUCGAGAAAAUGGUGAUCGUACGUUGAAGAUCGAUCCAAUAGACGGUCGAAAUAAACGGAACAUCAACUAUUACACUUAUGAUGAUUACAAAAGUGAUGAUUUAAUUCCCAGCUAUGGUGAGGUGAUGCAUGCCACCCCGAUGAAACAGCAAUGCAAAUCGGAUCCCCACGGUGUUCAGACGAUCUCCAUCUCGGACACGCACAGCUGGUCCAGCAUGGGUUCCUCCAUUCUGAAGUAUCUGAUGAUGGCAAUGGCGUUGAUCGCCCUUCCGGUGUUACUGUUCCAGGCCUUCAUCAUACCGUUGAAGGUGUUGAUGGGACUGAAAACUAUGGCGUUCGGAAAUACGCUACUUUUGGCAACAUUUCUCUGGCGAUACCUUACCAGACCUAACAAUGAUAAUCAGGGGGAGGACAACGAUAACGAUCGUGAUCAUGGAACGAAGGAUAUCGCCAAUGAGGUCGAAGAUCGCUUCUACUAUCCUUUCAAUACGGAAGAUCUGGACAAUCUGAACGAAGGUGAAAUCAAAACCAUACUCAAGUUCAUUAAGAUGAAGAAUAAAAAGUGGUGA